Plasmopara halstedii is the source of this 246-nucleotide messenger RNA. RefSeq lists its product as uncharacterized. The transcript is spliced from 2 exons. Bases 1 to 246 code for a protein of 81 amino acids. The record is from RefSeq and is a predicted model, not a curated record. Lineage: Eukaryota; Oomycota; Peronosporomycetes; Peronosporales; Peronosporaceae.
AUGGAGAGUCGCCGAACAGGAGCUACCCGCACCGAGACAAUCGAGCUCAUCCUUCGUCCUCGAACUCUCAGUGGGUUUAGCAUCGGUGCUUCAAUGCUACCAGGGACGGAGGAGAUGCUGGAAAGACGAAUUCUCGAAGACGUUGGGCGGUCUAUUGAGAAAAAUUGGUCUCUGUUAUACCUUGUAGAGAGGUCAAAGGUAAUGGCACCGAGCAAUCAAAAGAACAUUUUCGUUAAGAUAUGCUAG